GUCGAAAUUGAAAUUGAAUACUACAGCGAAAUCAAGUUAUUCUAAUAAAGGGAAAAGGCCAUACAAUAAUAUUGAAGAGCCCAGCACAACAUCUGAACAUCAACAUAAAUUUACCAAGAUUUCAACAUCUGGUAAAAAAUAUAGCGACAAAUCAAAUACUUUAAUAAAAGCUGAGUCAACAGUAAAUCACACAGCUAAUGCUGGAAAAAAUACAUCUUCAUUUGUUAAUGAUGGUGAGUCAACAGUUACAAUCAACAAACAACCGUUCAUACGUAAACUUGGCAGACCACCAAAAAUACAAAAAAAAAUUUACAAUCAUUCUUUAAAUAUCCAAAAAAAGAAAAAGGAAAUAAAAGUUGUUUUGAUUAAAUUGUUAGAAUCCAUCAAUAAAAAAGAUACAUAUGGAUUUUUCUUGGAGCCAGUUGAUACAAGUGUAGUAACUGAUUAUCUAGACGUUAUUGAAAAACCUAUGGAUUUUGGAACAAUGAGGCAAAAGAUUGAAAAGAAUGAAUAUAAGACCAUUGAUGAAUUUAAGUGA
This is a messenger RNA of Entrophospora sp. SA101, 538 nucleotides long. The record is from the annotation of a GenBank genome assembly. NCBI's taxonomy places the organism in Eukaryota, Fungi, Glomeromycota, Glomeromycetes, Entrophosporales, Entrophosporaceae.